This is a messenger RNA of Asparagus officinalis (garden asparagus), 2687 nucleotides long. Its product is annotated as chloride channel protein CLC-a-like. The transcript has 6 exons. Gene Ontology annotation, molecular function: voltage-gated chloride channel activity; nitrate:proton symporter activity. Lineage: Eukaryota; Viridiplantae; Streptophyta; Magnoliopsida; Asparagales; Asparagaceae. The record is from RefSeq and is a predicted model, not a curated record. Gene Ontology annotation, cellular component: intracellular membrane-bounded organelle; plant-type vacuole membrane. Bases 123 to 2486 code for a protein of 787 amino acids. Gene Ontology annotation, biological process: chloride transport; transmembrane transport.
CCUUUCAAUAUCACGUGAGUCACAUUAUAAUACUUAAUUAAAGUUCGCAUAAACUCCUUGGAGUCCUACACUCUGUUUAUCUUUUUCAAAGGAGAUAAAAAAAAAAGCACAGAGCUUCAACAAUGGAGGAGGAGAGCUCAAGUUUGAUCACAGACCUAAAGCCAACACCACCAAGAGAAGACAUAAGAAGAAAUGGAGGAGGAAGAGAGGAGGAGGAGGAGGAGGAAGACCGAGAUGUCGAAUGCAACAAUUCCUUAAAUGAACCAUUGCUCAAGAGAAGCCCGACACUGACUGGGAGCCAUCUGGCAAUGGUCGGGGCCAAAAUCUCCCAUAUAGAGAGCUUAGACUACGAGAUAAAUGAGAACGACCUCUUCAAGCAUGACUGGCGAAGCCGAUCCAAGGUCCAAGUUCUUCAGUACGUGUUCUUGAAAUGGUCUAUGGCUUUCCUUGUUGGGCUCCUCACUGGAGUUAUAGCCUCCUUCAUCAACCUCGCGAUCGAGAACAUUGCAGGGUUCAAGAUGAUGCUUGUGCUUCAGUAUGUGCGGAGUGGCAGGUAUUGGACCGGAUUCCUUUACUUCAUGCUUGCAAAUCUUGGUUUGACUGCUUUUGCUUCUUUCCUAUGUGUGAGAUAUGCUCCGACUGCAGCUGGCCCUGGCAUACCAGAAAUCAAAGCUUACCUUAAUGGAGUUGAUACUCCGAAUAUGUUUGGCAUGUCAACUUUGAUCGUCAAGAUCUUUGGCAGCAUAGGAGCAGUAUCAGCAGGCCUAGACCUCGGCAAAGAAGGCCCCUUAGUCCACAUCGGCGCCUGCCUCUCCUCUCUACUAUCUCAAGGCGGCAGCGAAAAGUACGGCAUCAAAUGGAGAUGGCUCCGAUACUUCAAGAAUGACAGGGACCGCCGCGACCUGAUCACCUGCGGUGCAUCCUCAGGAGUCUGUGCUGCUUUCAGAUCACCAGUCGGAGGUGUUCUCUUCUCCCUUGAAGAGGUUGCAACUUGGUGGAGGAGCUCUCUUUUAUGGAGGACUUUUUUCAGUACUGCAGUGGUGGUUGUGGUUCUUAGAGGGUUUAUGGAGUACUGUAAUUCUGGGAAGUGUGGGCUUUUUGGGAGAGGAGGGCUGAUUUUGUUCGAUGUUAGUGCUGUCACUGUUCGGUAUCAGUGGAUGGAUCUUCCCCCUGUUCUUUUCAUCGGCAUCAUUGGAGGAGUAUUGGGGAGCCUGUAUAACUACCUUCUGUAUAAGGUUCUUCGAGUCUACAGUCUUAUCAAUGAGAAAGGCCGUCUUCCCAAAUUCCUCCUCAGUCUAUCAGUUUCCCUCUUCACCUCCAUUUUUCUCUACUUCCUCCCAUUCCUUGCCUCCUGUUCACCCUGCGACCCCUCCAUCGACGCAGCCUGCCCAACUGUUGGCCGAACCGGUAACUUCAAGCAGUUCAACUGCCCUGACGGAUACUACAAUGACCUCGCCAGUCUCCUUCAUGCCACCAAUGAUGAUGCAGUCCGCAACGUCUUCUCAACCUCCACCCCUACAGAGUUCCGUGCUGUCUCCCUCCUCAUCUUCUUUGCUAUCUACUGUGUUCUCGGCCUGAUCACCUUCGGCAUUGCCGUCCCUUCCGGCCUUUUCCUCCCCAUAAUCCUCAUGGGGUCUGCUUAUGGACGACUUCUUGCCCUCUACAUGGGAUCCUACACCGGAAUCGACCAGGGUCUUUAUGCUGUUCUUGGUGCUGCCGCCCUUAUGGCUGGAUCUAUGAGGAUGACUGUUUCAGUAUGUGUCAUCUUUUUAGAGCUCACAAACAACCUCUUACUCCUUCCUAUUACUAUGCUAGUACUACUAAUUGCCAAGACUGUUGGUGAUGCUUUCAAUCCAAGCAUAUACGAGAUCAUACUCGAGAUGAAGGGACUCCCUUUCUUGGAAGCUAAACCGGAGCCCUGGAUGAGAAACCUCACUGUAGGUGACCUUGCAUCGGCUAAACCUAGUGUUGUUGGUCUCCAAGGCAUUGAAAAGGUAAGGCGGGUUGUUGAUGUGUUAAGGACCACUAGUCAUAAUGGAUUCCCGGUUGUGGAUCAAGGGAUGCCAUCAGAACUUCAUGGUGUGGUGCUAAGAGCACACUUGAUUUCAGUGCUGAGAAAGAAGUGGUUUUUGACACAGAGAAGGAAAACAGAAGCAUGGGAGGUGAGAGAGAAGUUUACAUCGAUUGAUUUGGCGGAGAAAGGGCAGAAAUUUGAGGAUAUCAAGAUAACAGAAGAGGAGAUGGAGAUGUACAUAGAUCUGCACCCUUUUACCAAUACAACACCAUAUACAGUGGUGGAGACAAUGUCGGUGGCCAAGGCAGUCGUGCUCUUCAGACAAGUUGCUCUACGACACUUGCUGAUUGUUCCAAAGUACCAAGGAUCUGGGAUAGCACCUGUGGUUGGGAUACUGACACGACAGGAUCUCAUGGCUCACAACAUUUUGAGUGCCUUCCCCCAUUUGGAAAAGAGGAGAACAGAAAAGUGAUAUCAAAACCCAAUUAUAUACAGGAUCACAUUUCGACUUAUGAAGCAUCAUAAUUGUUAUAUUCCUCCAGUAUUUUUUCGGUCGUCAUCAUUAUACUAUUCUUUUGCCUUGAAGAGUAAUUGAAUUAUACCUACAGGCUAUGUAAUCAAGAGGGACUGCACAUUAAAGUUUUAUUGACAUGAAAUGCUCUUUCCUACUGUA